Molecule: messenger RNA, 1313 nt
Organism: Telopea speciosissima
Lineage: Eukaryota; Viridiplantae; Streptophyta; Magnoliopsida; Proteales; Proteaceae
Product: protein UNUSUAL FLORAL ORGANS
Exons: 2
Coding region: 1-1290 (429 amino acids)
Molecular function (GO): protein binding
Source: RefSeq, a predicted model, not a curated record
AUGGAUACCUUUACCAUAUCCUCCAUUUCUACUACUACCAAUGUGAUUACUACUUCUUCUACAUCAUCAUCAUCAUCAGCUUCUUUUUCUAUUUCUUGGAUGGAUAGUAAGAUAUGGAGAAAGCUCCCUCAAAGACUACUUGAUAGAAUCAUUGCCUUUCUCCCUCCUCCAGCUUUCUUUAGAGCUAGAUGUGUCUGCAAGAGAUGGUAUGGUCUUCUCUUCUCAACUACCUUUCUAGAAAUAUACUUACAGAUAUCUCCAAGGAGACCAUGGUUCCUCUUCUUUAAGAAACAGAAGAGCUCAACCUUCAAGUCCAACAUCUAUAGUAGUACCAGCUGUCACAAUCACAUUUAUAGUCAUGAAGCCUACUUGUUUGAUCCUCAUGAAGUUACAUGGUAUCGCCUACCCUUCGAAUCAGUGCCGGCCGGUUUCUCACCGGCGGCAGCUUCCGGCGGGUUGAUCUGUUUAGUCAACGAGGAUGCCGGCCCAAAAACCCUAAUCCUUUACAACCCAGUUUUAAGAUCAAUUACACAAUUGCCACCAACUCAGCGACCAAGGCUCUUCCCUUCGAUUGGAAUCACCGUGAGUCACGCUUUAAUCAACGUUGUUGUCGCUGGUGAUGACCUCAUCUCACCAUUCGCAGUAAAAAACCUAUCAUCUGAAAGCUUCCACGUGGACGGUGCAGGAUUCUUCUCAUUGUGGGGUACCACAUGUCCACUCCCUAGGCUAUGCAGUCUUGAAUCUGGAGGGAUGGUGUUUGUUAAUGGACGAUUCUAUUGCAUGAAUUAUAGUCCCUUUAGCGUGUUAGCGUAUGACGUGGCAGGGAAUGAGUGGUGGAAGAUUCAGGCGCCGAUGAAGAGAUUCCUGAGGUCACCGAGCUUGGUAGAGUGUAAGGGUAGAGUGGUUCUUGUGGCGGCGGUGGAGAAGAGUAAGCUGAACGUUCCGAGGAGUUUGAGGUUGUGGAGCUUGCAGGGUUGUGGGAGGAAUUGGGUGGAGUUUGAGAGAAUGCCUCAGCAGCUUUAUGGGAGGUUCAUGGAGAUAGAAGGUGGGAGAGGGUUUGAUUGUGCAGGUCAUGGAAACUUUGUUGUUUUUACAAUUCAUGGGUCUGAUCAGGUAUUGCUUUAUGAUUUCUACACCAAGGCUUGGCAGUGGAUCCCGCAAUGCCCCUUCGUGGAAGGAGGCGGCGGCGGCAGCAGUGGUGGUGGUGGUGGAUUGCAAUGUUUUGCUUACGAGCCUCUGCUUGCUACUCCGGCUAUUGGUCUUCUUGAACAGCCGUCAAUGCCAUUUUAGUUCCUUGGUGACUUUAAUCUGUU